GUCAUAUGCCGACCAGUCAGAAGGUCUGUUGCUGAAAGACCAGUCAACAAGGAGUCAGCGCAGAGUCGCGUCCGAAUCAGGUCUUGUUGCCUGGAAUCGACGGUGACAGAUGGUGCUGAAGUGAAUCAUGAUCCGUAUUGCAGCGCUGAAUGCAGCCUCAGGUGCUGCAGACGAGCACGAGGAUCCUUUGAAGAGUCAUAAGAGCCAGACUAAGGAAGCUCAGGAAGCUGAAGCAUUUGCAUUAUACCACAAAGCACUGGAUCUGCAGAAGCAUGACAGGUUUGAGGAAUCUGCCAAAGCCUACCACGAGCUCCUUGAAACCCCUCUUCUCAAGGAGGCUGUGCCCUCGGAUGAUGAGAAGGUCGGCCUCAAACACCCAGGUUUGAUGCUGAAAUACUCCACCUACAAAAACCUGGCAAGCCUGGCCGUACUCCGAGACGACCUUGAAACGGCCAUGGAAUUUUACCUGGAGGCUGUGUUGCUGGACUCCACCGAUGUCAACAUGUGGUACAAGAUCGGUCAGGUGGCCAUGCGGCUGGUGAGGGUCCCGCUGGCUCGGCAUGCCUUCGAGGAGGGCCUGCGCUGCAACCCGGACCACUGGCCCUGCCUGGACAACCUCAUCACCGUGCUCUACACGCUCAGCGACUACAGCUGCUGCCUGUAUUUCAUCUGCAAAGCCCUGGAGAAGGACCACUGCUACACCAAGGGCCUGGUGCUGAAGGAGCGCAUCUUCCAGGAGCAGCCCUGCCUGAGGAAGGACUCCUUCCACAUGUUCCUCAAAUGCAACAUGUCGGUGCACUCGGUGGACGUGGACGAGGAGGACGCCCAGGCCAUCGUGCAGGAGGGGCUGGAGCUGCGGCGGCGGCGGCAGGCUCUCUCUGCCCGGGAGCCCCAGCCGGACCUGGCCCUGGUGCGGCCCAUCGCCUACUUCACGUGGAAGUGCCUGGGGGAGAGCCUGCUGGCCAUGUACAGGCACCAGACCACCUGCGAGCCCCCCCGCCCCGGCCUGGGCCGGAGGAUCGACCUGUCGGAGUACCGGGACCCGGCCCGCUCCCACGCGCCCCCGCAGACCUUCACCCCGGUCAGCGUGAUCCAGACCCUGCCCAGCAGCAGCCCCAGCUCCUCCCUCCCCCCGGCCAGUGAGCCGCCCCCCCUCCCCCAGCCCCCCGCCCUGGUCCAGAUGCCGCUGAGCCAGAACACCGUGGAGGUCACCACGUCGGCCCCCGUCAUGGCAGUGGACCCCUCUCUCAGCGACAAGGUGAAGAAAGCCACCAAGAGGAAGCGCACGAUGGAGGAGAACGGGGAGACGGCGAAACGUCGCUCCGCCCGCGUCCGGAACACCAAGUGCAAGAAGGAGGAGAAGAUCGACUUCCAGGAGCUGCUGCUCAAGUUCCUCCCGUCCAGGCUGAAGAAGUUUGAUUUCGACGAUGACGAGGAGAGCCUGAGCAACUACGAGGCGCAGUCGGAGGUGAAGCCGGACUCCCAGCUCCACUCGGGCGCCAACUGCUCUCCCGUCGACUCCAUCACGUUCAUGGAAUCAGAGCGGCAGGACGUGCACAGCUUCCUGCUGGACAACAUGGUGAACAGUGGGAUCCUGGAGCUGAUGAUGCGCUACCUGAAGGCUGUUGGGCGGAAGUUUCUGGAGGAGUGGCCCCCCGGGCUGACGGGCGUGGUGCUGGAGGUCUACUGCAGCUGGAGGAAGCACAGCAGCGGCCUGCCCAACCCGCUGCUCAGGGACUGCAGCGACCAGCACAUCCGGGACAUGAUGGUGAUGAGCCUCUCUUGCAUGGAGCUGCAGCUGGAGCAGUGGUCGCUCACCAAAGGCAAGACUGUGUCUCCGCGGAAGGGCCCCCUGGGACAGACCGGCGAGCCGGGCGACGCGGACUUCCCCGGCCUGCACUUCCAGGGCGACCUGCUGCAGCUGGCCUUCGCCUCCUCGCAGAGGGACCUGUUCCAGGGGGACUGGCUGGCCUUCCUGGUGCGGGUCUACUGGCUGAAGGCUCGCUUCCAGGCCCUGCAGGGGGACAUGGAGCACGCUCUGGAGAGCUACGCCGUGUGCACCGGGAUGCUCCAGAGUCAGGCGGGGCAGCAGGCCGGGGGCGAGGAGGGGGAGAAGUACACCGUCUACCUGCCCAACCUCCGAGUGGACGCGUCCAUCUCUGUGGACGAGAUUGAUAAGAAGCUGAAGUCUCUGGAGCGCUGCCAGUCCCUGGAGGAGAUCCAGCGCUUCUUUGAGUCCGGGGACUACGAGUCCGUGGUGCGGCUGCUCCGCCCCACCCUCAGCUGCGGAGGCUCCGGGCGCCUCAAGGCCCUGGACUUCGUCAGCUCCGUACCGGAGAGGCCGGCCCAGCUGCUGCUGCUGCAGAGCUCUCUGCUGAAGCAGCAGGAUCUGCAGCAGUGCCUGGAGUGCUCGGAGGUGGCCCUGAACGAAGCGCUGCAGCAGCUGAACGGCGCCUCGCCCUCCUCCUCGCCCUCCGCCAAGGAAGAGUGGGUGGCCACCAUCACCCAGAUGCUGGGCGGCAUCGAGCUCUGCCUGUCCCAGGACCUCCAGCUGCUCAACAGCGCCCCCCGGUCCGCCAGCCUGGCCCGGCUCACCAAUAACCUCAUCCAGUUGAUUGACUGCAGCAUGGCGGUCCCAGAGGACCCCAAGGAGCCCCACUUCUCGUCCGUCCUCCCCUGGAUCAUCCUGUACCGCAUCAUCAAGCACGAGGAGGCGGCCUUCGACUGCCUGCUCCGGCAGCACAUGCCUCCCGAGGACGAGGACGACCCGGACACGCCCAUGCUGCCGUCCUCCCUGAUGCUGCUCAACACGGCGCACGAGUACCUGGGCCGCCGCUCCUGGUGCUGCAACUCGGACGGGGCGCUGCUCAAGUUCUACGUGCGGGUCUUGCAGAAGGAGCUGGUGGCCUCCACCUCGGAGGACACCCACCCGUACAAGGAGGAGCUGGAGACGGCCCUGGAGCAGUGCUUCUACUGCCUGUACGCCUACCCCAGCAAGAAGAGCAAGGCCCGCUAUCUGGAGGAGCAUUCUGCUCAGCAGGUUGAGCUCCUGUGGGCCGACGCCCUCUUCAUGUUCCAGUACUUCAAGCCCAAGACGCUUCCGGAGUUCGACAGCUACAAGACGAGCACGGUGUCAGCCGACCUGUCCAACCUCCUGAAGAGGAUCUCAGGCAUCGUUCCCCGCGGCGACGACCCCACCCUGACCAUGGAGGAGGUGUCGGCCUACAUCGAGGGCGGGGGGCUCAAGGUGCCCUCUCUUCCCGAGGGAGCUGGUCCAGCGCCCCCUCUGGUCAACGAGCUGUAUUACCUCUUGGCUGAUUACCACUUCAAAAACAAGGAGCAGUCCAAGGCCAUCAAAUUCUACAUGCACGACAUCUGUGUCUGCCCCAACAGGUUUGACUCCUGGGCGGGCAUGGCCCUGGCGAGAGCCAGCCGCAUCCAGGACAAGCUCAACUCCAACGAGCUGAAGAGCGACGGGCCCGUGUGGAAGCACUCGCAGGCCGUGCUCAACUGCUUCAAGCGCGCGCUGGAGAUCGACAGCUCCAACCUGUCGCUGUGGAUCGAGUACGGCACCAUGUCCUACGCCCUCCACUCCUUCGCCUCCCGCCAGCUCAAGCAGUGGAGGAGCGAGCUGCCCCCCGAGAUGGUCAAACAGAUGGUGGAGCGGAAGCACGCCAUGCUGGACACAUCGGCGCAGUGCUUCCAGGGCGCGUCGCGGUGCGAGGGGGACGGCGACGAGGAGGAGUGGCUCAUCCACUACAUGCUGGGCAAGAUCGCCGAGAAGCACAAGCAGCCGCCGCGGGAGUACCUCAUGCUCUACAAGCAGGCAGCGCAUUAUCUGCACGAGGAGGCGGCCCGGUACCCGCGCAAGAUCCACUACCACAACCCCCCCGAGCUGGCCAUGGAGGCCCUGGAGCUGUACUUCCGUCUCAGUGCCACCAUCCUGAAGCUGCUGGAGUCCGAGGAGGCGAAGGAAUCCCUGCUGGAGCACGAGCUCUUCUUCAACAUCCUCUCGGACGCCGCGGUCGGACCCUUCGCCAGGGGGGAAGAGAAGAACAUGCCCAAAUCCAGCGAGAAGGAGAAGCCCCCAUCGGUGAACGACGAGGACUCGCACUCCUCCUCCGUGGGCGUGGCUCCAGGCCUCAGGACGUCCCUCCCCUCCAGCGGGCCAGGUCUGACAUCCCCACCGUACACGGCCGCCCCGGUCGACCACGAUUACGCCAAACGUAAAACCCUCCGGCAGCAGCAGCAGCAGCAGUGGCAGCAGCAGGAGCAGGAGGAGCAGGAGGAGGAGGAGCGGCAGGCCGAUGCCCCCCCUCCUUCUGACCACGAUUACUCCCUGCCCAGCUCCCCGGUGUGGCUGUCAUCCAGGAACGAGCGCAGCCAGGACAGCGAGGUGGUGAUGCUGUCCGACUCCAACUCCACCCAGGACCCCUUCACCGACGCCGCCAGCUCUCAGGACAGCAGCCACAAGGUGCAUUCUGGGAAGGGCGGCGCCUCGUCCCCCGAGAACACCACUCCCACGAAGGAGGGGCAGCCGGGAGGGGAGGAAGCAGCUCCAGGGGCCGACGUGCCGGCGGGGCCCCUGAGCCUGGGCCCUGCGGACGAGAAGAGCGCGGAAGACCUCCAGGAGGACAGGUGCAUCCAGGAAGUGCUGGACACCCUGUCCAUGACGCUGGCCGAGAUCCCGCCGCCGAAGCCGCCUCCAGCCGACCCCUGCCCCCAGCCCCCCGCCGCCCCCAGCACCCCGCCCAAGGCCCAAGGCCCGCCCCCUCAGGCCCCGCCCCCUCAGGCCCCCCAGGCCGGCGAGGGCAAAAAGAAGGCGGAGCCGGCCCCGGAGCUGCCGGAAAUGCCCAAGAGCCUGCCGGCGGACCGGGCGGAGCAGCGGCGCCUCCUGGUGGAGAUGUGCGUCCGGGCGCUCUUCCUCUGCCUCAGCAGGUUCCCGCAGCACUACAAGAGCCUGUACCGCCUGGCCUUCCUCUACGCCAACAGCAAGACCCACCAGAACCUGCAGUGGGCCCGAGACGUGUUGCUAGGAAGCAGUGUCCCAUGGCAACAGCUGAAGCACAUGCCAGCGCAAGGGCUGUUCUGCGAGAGGAACAAGACUAAUCUGUUCAAUGGAAUCUGGCGCAUUCCGGUGGAUGAAAUCGAUCGCCCGGGCAGCUUCGCGUCUCAUAUGAACCGAUCCAUCGUGCUCCUGCUGGAGGUGCUGUCUCAGCUAAAGGACCACGACACUCUGCUCAAAGUCUCCUUCAUGCUCCAGAGAACCCCUGACCAGGGAAAAAAAUAUUUGAGGGAUGUGGAUCGGCAGGUUUUGGCCAAGAGAGCUUUUUUCUUCACUGUAAAAGUACUGGAGGAUAAUCUGAACAAACUUACAGGGGUGUCCGAGCAGCCCUCCAAAGCGGCCGCGCCCCCCAUGGGGGAGAUGACCACCACGGACGUGUGCAACAGGCCCGCCGCGGAGGACGGCAAGCACCCGCCGCCCAAGAGGCCGGCGCUGACCGAGGGGGCCUGCCCGCCGGGCCCCGAGGCUGGGCCCCGGGAGGCCCCCCCGGGCCAGGCCGCCCCGCUGGCCAUGGAGACGGCGGAGCAGCAGGAGCAGCCGGGGGCCCGGAGGAGGGAGGGCCCCGCUGCCGCCGAGGGCCCCAGGCCCGGGGCCGACGAGCCCAUGGAGCUGGACGCCAGGACCGCGGACCCCUCUCCCGUGGCGGCUGAGGCCCCCAGGGCCCUGGCGGCGGACCCCGGGGAGAAGGGCCCGGAGUGCAGCCGGGCCCCCGAGCUCUCCCUGGAGGAGCUGAGCAUCAGCUCCAAGCAGCAGCAGCUCCUGCUCCAGACCUCCCCCACCAAGGCCCAGCUCUCCGCCGGCGGGGCGGAGCCGGGCGGGGCCCGCAGGCCCAGCAGGAAGAGGAAGCUGCUGGAGGACGCCGAGUCCGGGAAGACCCUCCUGCUGGACGCCUACAGGGUGUGGCAGCAGGGCCAGAAGGUCAUGACCUAUGACCUGAGCCGCAUAGAGAAGAUCAUGUCCGAGACGUACAUGCUCAUCAAGCAGGUUGAUGAAGAUGCUGCGUUGGACCAAGCGGUGAAGUUCUGCCAGAUUCAAAUGGCUACGUCAGCACAGAGACAGUCGAGCUGCGACACCCCCACCACGCCCAAACACGCCAAGGAGCACCGCGACGUCUUCUUCCCCGCGGCGCUGCCCACGCCGGCCCCGCUCAGCAGCCCCGUCGGCCAGGCCCCGCCACCGCAGGACGGCGAGGCCAAGCCCGGCCCCGAGCCGGCCAGCAAGGCCCAGAGGACUCCGCCCACCUCUUCCUACUGCCCACCCGCCGGUGCCCAGGACCAAUCUCAGCUGAGGAGACAGCAGAGCCACCCAGUAGCAGCCAUGGCCUUCCUAUCUCAGACGGAGGAGCACGAGGAGCCGCUGGAGGGCCUGGGCUACAGGCAGCAGGAGUCCCGGCUGUGUCAGCAGAUGAAGAUGGCCAGUGUGUCCCCUGGACAGGAGGCCUCGGGCUGGCUCAGCGAGGAGCCUGCAACCUGCAGCGCAUCACACCCAGCAGCCUCGUCUCUGAGCUCCUCCCCGGACCAGCAGUACCCAGCCGGGGACCCGUCCAAGCAGCUGGACGCCAGCCGCAUCCGCUCCCGCAUCCCCCCCAACAUGCCAAAGCUCCUCAUCCCCUCCACCGUCGCCAAGUUCCCCCCGGAGAUCACCGUCACCCCGCCCACCCCCACGCUGCUCUCCCCCAAGGGCAGCAUCUCCGAGGAGACCAAGCAGAAACUCAAGAACGUCAUCCUGUCCUCGCAGUCGGCCGCCAACGUGAAGAAGGAGACGCUGUGCCAGCCGGCCCUGGAGGUGCAGGAGACGUCCAGCCAGGAGUCAUCCCUGGAGAGCGACACGGACGAGGAGGACGACUACAUGGACAUCUAAAAAAACCGCGCCUCCCUCCCCGCCCCUUUUUCCAGCGCGUCGAAGCCGCUCCGCUCGGAUGAACCAGGUUCUGGUGACCUCCGUGUGACGCUCGGAUAAACCACGUUCUGGUGACUUCUGUAUGACGUUCAGAUGAACCAGGUUCUGGUGACCUCCGGGUGACAUUCAGAUAGACCAGGUUCUGGUGACCUCCGUGUGACGCUCGGAUAAACCACGUUCUGGUGACUUCUGUAUGACGUUCAGAUGAACCAGGUUCUGUUGACCUGUGUGACUGUUUUAAUAUCAGCCCCCCCUCCCCCCAUCUGGAGAAAGGUAUUUGUAACUUCAGCAGUUUGUGGUUUGACACCUGUAUCGGUAUGACUAGUACUCCUCUGACUGUGUUCGUGCGUGACACCUACACGCGUUCAGGCGAAGGGCUUUCCUCUUUCCGCAGCGUUCAGCCCGACAGUUUCAGUGUCGCGCUGCGCUGCCGCGUAGCGUUGGCACGGCGACGGCUGGAGCCUCUCUCUGUCUCUCCUCUGCAACAAUCCAGCGAAGUGCCAUUUUUCUUCCAUCACACCUCCCAGCCACACAGGGUUUCCACAUCCGGUACGCCGCGAUCUUGUAAAACGAGAUGCCCUGCAGCAAAACGUCGAUGUCACACAUCCUGUAAAAAAGGAAUCGGUGGAUCUUUGCCUACCCGCACGCUAUGCAGAUACUUUCUUAAACUGCAAUGCAAUUUUUCCAGUCCUUUGUUUAUGAGAGCGAUGUGGUCCGUGCAUCUUUUCACAUUUACCGAUAAUAGAAACCGACACGUCCGCUGCGUUUCGCGGUCUUCAGCUGCAGCCAAACCUUUCUGAGCAGAUUUCAAACCAAGCCACGCCCGAGGUGCUGAAAUCACGUUGCAGGUACGUGCCAAGAAGACAUCUCUCCCCUGCCAGCAGUUUCCUCUUUUGUUUGCGAAUAAUUUCUAGGGAAACGUUUGUUUGAGUUUGACACGCCGGGACUUCCUGCGCGCUCCAUGCAAGAGAUAUCCCGCCAAGCGCAGCACCUGCAGGAAGCGCGUUCACCUGCGGUUUGCUCUCAGUCCGGUACACUUUCAGUUUCCUGCUUGUACGAGCUGUUGGUUACCACUGUGCGUAUGGUUGUUACUUUCACUGAAACAAACUUUCUUCGAGUCCUGAUGUAUUGUGUCUUUAAAAUGUGUUUACAUUUUUGUUCAUGUGUGUAUUUGUUUUUUUUUCUCCAAAGGGGUGAUGGUCACUAGUAGGAUCGUUUGCCACAGAGAGGGGUAGAAAGUGCUGGCUCUAGCAGUCACAGAAUCAGCGGUUUGGGGGACGGAAGGGCUUGGGCAGAGAUUUCAUUUGAGAGCUUAAGACAACCUUCAUUUAGCUUCUGUACAUAUCAUUCUUAUUGAAAGUGUAAUUUCCUUGAAGAUACGCAAGUGAUCGCUUGCCGGCGGUGGCAAGAUGGACAUGCGGAUGCUCUUGGAUUUUUGUCGGAGCAAUUAUUUUUUUCAAUGGAUCGAUUUUGGAGUGCACAUUUAAACAAUAUAUUUAAAAUGUCUGACUACAGAGAAAUCAGUUGAAGACAAAGAAUGUUUUUAUACAUAUUGUUUUCUAUAUGAAGAUGGAUAUCUGCGGUAUUUUUUCUUGGAAUACUGUUAAAAGCAGCAUUUUUAAUCAAUCUGAAAAUUCCUUGUAAAUAAUUAUGAGGGACACAGUCCACACAGAGUCUUGCUGAACUACCUGUAAAUGUAUGUUUGUAUUUUUCUGGUGUAAGAUGCUGUUUUGUAUUCUGCUGCGCUUCACUUGGGAAUGUAUCAUGGCAGAAAAUGGAUCCCUCCUGGUCGGGAAUAGAUUUGAAUAUUACUGUACUCAGACACCAGGGGGCGAUGUUGUACUCUGAAUACUGACUUGCUGCAUUAAAGAUGUUAAAAACCAAAAAUAUACUUGAUACCACA
Molecule: messenger RNA, 8867 nt
Organism: Anguilla anguilla (European eel)
Lineage: Eukaryota; Metazoa; Chordata; Actinopteri; Anguilliformes; Anguillidae
Gene: cabin1
Product: calcineurin binding protein 1
Exons: 39
Coding region: 128-6925 (2265 amino acids)
Biological process (GO): chromatin organization
Cellular component (GO): nucleus
Molecular function (GO): nucleosome binding; protein binding
Source: RefSeq, a predicted model, not a curated record